Messenger RNA from Halichondria panicea, 3584 nucleotides. Its product is annotated as nuclear pore complex protein Nup133-like. Gene Ontology annotation, biological process: transcription-dependent tethering of RNA polymerase II gene DNA at nuclear periphery; protein import into nucleus; poly(A)+ mRNA export from nucleus. Bases 121 to 3492 code for a protein of 1123 amino acids. The record is from RefSeq and is a predicted model, not a curated record. NCBI's taxonomy places the organism in Eukaryota, Metazoa, Porifera, Demospongiae, Suberitida, Halichondriidae. Gene Ontology annotation, molecular function: protein binding; structural constituent of nuclear pore. The transcript has 25 exons. Gene Ontology annotation, cellular component: nuclear pore outer ring.
CUUUCUUUCUUCCUUUCUUUCUUGCCUUCAACGCACAUGGUGUUUAUUUACAUUUACUUCAUCUCUAUCAAAGAUCUCCUCUACCUAGCUACUCCAUAUCCAUAGAUACAAUAUACCCAGAUGUUUGUGACUCCCAAAGUGUCGUCAGGAAGACCCUCGCUGGGUGGGCAGUCAUUCCUCAAUGCCAGCAUCACAGGGAGGAGAAGCACACAGACCACUCCAAAGUCAACACCCACUUUCAAGAGGAAUGUGGGGCAGGUGCUGGAGGAGACGGAGGAUCAUGUAGUGACAGCACUCAAUACCCCAGUACCAGUGCAAGUACAAGAAGCACUCAAAACCAGCCGAGGAGAUAUUGAUGUGUGUCUGGGGGAGUGUGGUUGGGCCUGGCUAGUAGUCGAGAGGAAGUUGCUGCUAUGGAGAUACUCUAGUCAACAAAUUACAACACAAUGUAUUUCCAUGAAUCUACCUCCCACUCGGCCGGGAAGUGGGUGGAGCUCUAAAUUGAUUGCAGUAUCAGCACAAGCUAGUGAGCUGGCUGCCCCCCUCCUGGCAGUCUCCCCUGAGGGCAAGGCCUACUAUUGGAGCAAUGUGCUCAGAGACACCUCUGUGCUGUGUGAGGAGGUGUUGUCACUAGGGAACGCCCACUCAUUCUCCCUGACCCCCCUCCCACACGCCCACACAUACCUCCUCGCCUCAACAUCCGCCUCACUCUUCCUCUUACAACCAUCAGAUACACAACUGUUAGCGCGUGAGGUACCGCUGCCUGAAGGGAUGCUGUCCGGGAUUGGUCGACGUAUGAGCACUUUGUUCUUUGGAGGAGGAGUUACAAUACCUCAAGAGAUAAGGGGUGUGGUCUGCGGGGAAGGGGGCAUGGUCUUUGUCCUCACUGACACACAUCUGCAACGCUGGCAGUACCGCAGCAGCAAACUGGAGCUGGUGUAUAAUGUUGAGUUGAAGCCAGUCAUCUCGGACAGUGUGUGUCUGAACCAGUGGGUGGAGUUUGACCAUGCAUCCAAUCAAAUUGCAGUAUGGCUAGUGGACGUACAGCUAGCUGGUGACAACGUGAUUGUCCUGUUUGCCAUGGUAAUCGGUGACUCCACCAGUGCAGAGUAUGGGCUAACACUCUUCCCCCUCCACUCUCGUGAGGAGCCUAGCCCUGACGUGGACAACUUGGUCAGACUCAACUACACAACCUCCUACACAGCUGGCACUGCUGACUCAGCACUACUUCGAUACACCCUCCUGGGGUCCCCACACAUCCUGGCCAUGUACGACAGACACACAGUACUGCUAGUCAAGCUGUCCAAGGGACUACCUGAUAUGAUCUCCUUCCCCACACCUAACUCUGUCCUCGGAGCUGGCCACACCCCCUCACACAGCGUACUCUUCACUCUACAUCAGGGGGUGGUCUGCGUAGCUCCUAACAUUGGCACUACUGGCAGCAUUGUACCACAGCAGCGACAGUUGACCACACCUCUACGACAGUCAUUUUUAGCCACACCCACUCCCCUCUCUCGUACGGCUUCUACACUAAUGGCCCCUGAAGUGUCCGAGGAAGCCACAGAAAUACUCAAGACUGCCUUUGCUGAAUAUUUGGAAGGAAAUCUGGCAAGAGUGGAGGAAUUGUGUGAUGAGCAUUUUCCCCCGGCUCUAUUUUCAUCGGCUCUGGAUACUCCGGGAGAUGUGGGUGUGAUUGGACUCUCUGCCCUCAUCAUGGACGACAAGCCGGUGAACUCUGACCCUGGAUGGAGUGAGGGGGCGGAUGCUCCCGGGGGAAAGUCCCUGAUACUGAUCUACAGGCUAGAGCAGAAGCUGUUAGCCCACAACAGGUAUAUGGGGUUCCUGGCAGACAGUGGGUUGUUGGAUCGUCUCACAGCCGUCACUGUGAGGGGGCGUGGUCUGGACACUAGGCUGCUCCUGUGUGAGCAUGCAGAGAAGAUACAGGCAGCCAUGGCUGUGAGGAAAACACACAACCAGAUCACUGAUGAGUUGGUUCGUGUGGCAGUGCGUGGGCGUAGCCCCUCCCCCUUGUCUAAGACGGAGCAGUUCUACACGCAGCUCUCCUUGUCUGACUCACUCCUCACUGCCCUGCCCUCCCUCCAUAAGGACCUGCUCGCUAGGUUCACAUCUCCUCAAGAACGAGUUGACUUAUUGCUAACGACGUCCUCUCUUCUACUGACUGUACUAAGAGAUGCAAUCCUCUAUCGCCAUAACAACAUUCAUAUGUACCAGGUUCUGGACACUCCCCGAGACCACACCCACACCACGCCCCCACACGAGGCUGUAUACUGGACGUCUAGUGACCAGAUGAGGGCUGUUUUGAACGAGCAAGUGGAACUACUAAUGAGUGUGGGCGGGAUGGAAGCAAGCGAACAGGACAAGCCUCGAGUGUGGUCCCUUGUUGGUGGGCUGGCUGAUAUUCUCUUUGAUGGGUAUAAAGUUCACAUUGACACUUUGCCACUAGACAGUACACGGCAAACUGAGGUUCAAAGGUCAUUCGAAGCAGACAGAACAAGGAUCCUUAUGUCACUGGUGGAGGUGGGGCAGCACGGACAUGCCACAGAGUUGGCUGAGAGAUAUGGUGACUUCCGUGUGCUAGUACAGCUGUGUGAUGGUGCGGGGGACAUGGAGAAGAUCAGGGACUACAUGCACACCUACAAGGCACAGGGCUUUUCUGAGUUUCUGUUCAAAUGGUAUCUGGACGAGGGCAAGCUUCAAGAGCUGCUCUCAUUCUCAGAGUCUCUCCCUGUUGAGUUGUCCUCUUUCCUGACACCGCACCCACACCUACGCUGGCUCCACUCACUCUCAGUCAAGGACUACGAUCAGGCACAUGGUGACCUCAAAACACUAGCAGACAGAGAGGCUGAGUGUGUGGCCAAGAAGAAGACUCUGCUUAGUCUGAGCAAGCUCUCACUGUUAGCGGCUAAAGGAGGGAGGGCAGACACCUCUGAGCUAGACUCCGCCCUCUAUCGUAUUGAGUACCAACAACACCUCCCUCAAGACACUCUAGAGGUAGCUGGUUUGGACGCUGAGCUGAUGCCCCCAUUGUCCACUCAGCAGAUUAUCGAGCUGUACGUGGGAGAUGACCACUGUGUGGACGAGGGAAGAUUCAUUGCUGCCUUAGAGCUAAUCCACCAAACCUACCCUGAGGAGAGCCCUGAGGGAACUGAGCUGAGGUGCUAUAUCUGGAGUCAGGCCAUCUUAAGAGAUGACUGGAGUCAGCUCGAUACUGAUGACCCUCUUAAAGAGCUACAAAAAACAUUUUUCUCCAGUUUAAUUGUUGAGGGAUACAACCGAGGUCUGGAUGUGCUGAGUCUGCUACCAGAGUUGCCACGCCUCCUAUCGUACGAGGCCCUCACUGAAAGGGGUGUGGCUAAUGACCCUGUGUUCCAGUUUAUGUUGCGGGCUGGUUACGAGCAACUACAACGAGUGCAGGCUAACAGGAGGGCGGGGCUGGAUACUGACACAGGGCAGACCAUGGACAGUGACUGACAAUAUUAUAAUUAUAGUCUCUGUGUCAAGUAACAUGCAGUACUUCAUUGAUUUCUUGUUUCUAAUAUAAAAGCAGCAUUGGGUGAACAAAA